AUGGGUUUCUUUAGUACUAUAUUCGGAUUUUUUGGAUUUGGAUUUGGAAUUCUCAUUGGUCUUGUUAUUGGUUAUUUUCUCUUCAUCUUUGAUCAACCCAUUGAUGUUAAGGAUCCUGAAAUUAAGCCAUUGGCGGAGGAAGAGACCGAAGCUUUGCAACGAAUAAUUCAUGAGAUUCCACUUUGGAUAAAAAAUCCAGACUCCGAUCGAGUUGAUUGGUUAAACAAACUCAUCGAGUAUAUGUGGCCAUAUCUUGAUAAGGCAAUAUCCAAUACUGCAAAAAAUAUUGCAAAACCCAUAAUUGCCGAGCAGAUUCCAAAAUAUAAAAUUGAUUCUGUUGAGUUUGAAGUGCUCACAUUGGGGUCUCUUCCACCAACUUUUCAAGGAAUGAAAGUUUACUUAACCGAUGAGAAAGAGCUAAUCAUGGAGCCUUCCAUAAAAUGGGCUGGAAAUCCUAACAUUCUUAUUGCAGUUAAGGCAUUUGGGUUAAAAGCAACUAUUCAGAUGGUAGAUUUGCAAGUAUUUAUUGCACCUCGAAUUACUUUGAAGCCUCUGGUUCCAUGUUUUCCUUGCUUUGGAAAUAUUUAUGUGUCUAUCAUGGAAAAGCCGCAUGUUGAUUUUGGACUAAAGCUUGUAGGAGCCGAUCUCAUGUCUAUUCCUGGAUUGUACAGGUUUGUUCAGGAGUUUAUCAAAGAGCAAGUUUCAAAUAUGUACUUAUGGCCCAAAACUUUGGAAGUUCCAAUUUUAGACCCAACAAAAGCCUUCAAAAGGCCUGUAGGAAUUUUAAAUAUAAAGGUUAUAAAAGCAAUGAAGUUAAAGAAAAAAGAUCUUCUCGGCGCAUCUGAUCCUUAUGUGAAACUAAAGCUCACCGGAGAUAACCUGCCAUCGAAAAAGACCACCGUGAAGCAUAAAAAUUUGAACCCAGAAUGGAAUGAAGAAUUUAGUUUAACCGUUAAAGAUCCUGAAACUCAAACUUUAGAUAUUCAUGUUUAUGAUUGGGAACAGGUUGGAAAGCAUGACAAGAUGGGUACUAAUGUAAUCCAAUUAAAAGAACUGAAUGUGGAAGAGCCUAAAGUUUUCACUCUUGAACUUUUGAAAAAUAUGGAUCCAAAUGAUCCCCAAAAUGAUAAGUCUCGGGGACAGAUUGUUGUGGAAGUAACAUAUAAACCUUUCAAAGAGGAAGACUUAAAUAAAAGUUUUAAUAGAAUAGAAUCAAUUACAAAAGCACCUGAAGGAACUCCUAUAGGUGGAGGUCUUCUUGUAGUUAUAGUCCAUGAAGGUCAAGAUCUUGAAGGAAAAUACCAUACAAAUCCACAUGUAAGACUUAUUUUCAAAGGAGAGGAGAGAAAGACUAAGAGCAUAAAAAAAAAUAGAGAUCCAAGAUGGGAAGAUGAGUUUCAAUUUAUGGUCGAGCAACCUCCCAUUAAUGACAAAUUACACGUGGAAGUUUUCAGCACUUCGUCGCGAAGUUUAUUGCGUCAAAAGGAGUCUUUGGGUUACGUUGACAUCUCUCUUGCUGACGUUGUUUCUAACAAGAGAAUCAAUGAGAAGUAUCAUCUUAUAGACUCUAAGAAUGGUCGCAUUCAAAUAGAGAUACAAUGGUUAGCCUCAAAAGCUACUUGA
Messenger RNA from Lathyrus sativus (Indian pea), 1623 nucleotides. Lineage: Eukaryota; Viridiplantae; Streptophyta; Magnoliopsida; Fabales; Fabaceae. The record is from the annotation of a GenBank genome assembly.